Messenger RNA from Alternaria novae-zelandiae, 1977 nucleotides. RefSeq lists its product as uncharacterized. Gene Ontology annotation, molecular function: ATP binding; protein serine/threonine kinase activity. Bases 1 to 1977 code for a protein of 658 amino acids. The transcript is spliced from 4 exons. Gene Ontology annotation, biological process: peptidyl-serine phosphorylation; peptidyl-threonine phosphorylation. The record is from RefSeq and is a predicted model, not a curated record. Lineage: Eukaryota; Fungi; Ascomycota; Dothideomycetes; Pleosporales; Pleosporaceae.
AUGGGGAUUCCCUUGCUCGACGAAGACACAGAAGCGGGAGCGGAAGAUGCGCAAUGGGAAAGUGAUGAGCUUACCUCACUCGGCCAUUCUCGCUCCUUCUCGGAAGGGUCAUGGAAUCCCGAGCGCGGCUAUACGUCGUCGCUAGGUGUUCCGGCCUUUCGGAAUUUCCUGGUAUCACCCAAACUAAGCGUAACAAAUAUCUCAGACGCUGGCGAUCAACAGCAACUGCAUGAAGAUCGGACUCUUCUGCGCCCGGAAGACUCAUUGGAUGAGGACCUAGCGCAGUCAUUGGCCUCGUUAUCACCGUUAGACGACAAGUAUGAACUACAACAGGAGAUCCUGGAUGCACGCCGGAAUACACGGGAAAUUGAGAGCCAGACCGACACAUUUGUCUCUAAAGCCAAACUGCGUCAUGUGAUAACGGUCGAGGCUGUGACGCGAGAACUAACAAGAACUGCGGCGCAACUUUCACCCGAUCAAGUCACAUUCUACGCAGAAACAGUGUGCGCAGAAACGGAGGAUGAAGGGCAAAAGGGAACGACCAAGAUCACCACGUUCCGCAAGAUCUUUGCACUCUUGGUUCUAAUCGAAGCCGUUUCUUCCGUCGCGGACUUCGUGAGAGAGGGUGUCACCGAUCAGGAUCUACCCCUCGUGAAACAUGAACGAACCGGAGAACUGUAUCGCAAAGGCAGCCAGUUUUGUGUUCCUCGUGGCUGCUUCAAGGGGUGGUCACCAUUGAAACUCGAAAAUUUUCAACGCUAUCAAUGGUGGCUACUUGCGACAUACUUCUCACCACCCGACGAUGACGGUGUAGUAAAGAACUACAAACUUCAAGACCAACACAUCCUCCCCUUUCUCACCCCGGGGAAUGCGCUGACCCAGCCCAUUGACAAGACCGGUGGUUACGGAAGGGUAAUCAUGGUGAACAUACCCUCCGAUCACCACAAUUUCAGUGAUAAGCGGCUCUGUGAGCGCGGUUUCGCCAUCAAACAGCAACUCUACGAUGAGCAUCGUGACGCUUAUAAGAAAGAAAUAGACAUACUGAUGAAAUUCAGCGGCGGGCGAAGCCACCCACACAUUGUGUCCUUGCUUGCAACAUAUGAGCAGUUCAACAGGUUCAAUCUGAUCUUCUACCGUGCAGAAGGUGAUCUGUUCGACUAUUGGAAGAAGCUCAACCCACACCCGGUUCUCCACCACAGCAAUGUCAACUGGUUUGCAAAGCAAUGCAGCGGGCUUGCCGAGGGCCUGUCGAAACUUCACAAGCUCCUGUCGUUCACCAAGCCUCAGCAUAAGAACGAGGAGGAGCAAUUGGAAGACACACAUGACACUACCGGGAACAACUCUACUCGAGUGGAAAAAAUCGUGAGAUUUGCACCAUUGAGCGAGCGGGUCGACACAGGCUCGUCGAUACUUUCAAACGGUGUGCAAGAGCGUCCGACGAGCCCAUUCGGAUGCCCCAACGACUUUGGCGAUCAGGGUCUGCCGUCGCGUAGCCAUCAACUCUACGAUCAUGCUAGCACGCAAAAGAAAGUAUACGGCCGCCAUGGAGACAUCAAUCCAAACAACAUCCUUUGGUACGACGAUGGCGAUAACGAACACGAUGGUCUCACGUUGCAGGGAACACUCAAGAUCACCGACUUCGGACAAGCUGAGAUCCACUCACUGGAGAGCAAGACCAAUCGCCGAGAAACCCCUAAUACGAUGACUUACCGACCCCCCGAAUGCGAUUUGCCCAAUGCGGAUAUGCGACAAACUUACGAUAUUUGGUGUUUGGGUUGCGUUUACCUUGAGUUUGUGGCUUGGUUACUAGGGGGUCGUGAGCUUGUGAGAAGAUUCAAGAAGCUAAGGACGAUGACUGACUACUUCCAUCGAUUCACAACUGUUGAUACAUUCUACGAAGUGGAGAAAGACCCUGAAGCUGCUGGGAUACGGGCCAAGGUCAACUCAAGGGUCACCGCCGUAUGUUGCACCUUUUGA